Populus nigra (black poplar) is the source of this 1468-nucleotide messenger RNA. Its product is annotated as protein sym-1-like. The coding region runs from base 259 to 1158 and encodes 299 amino acids. Gene Ontology annotation, cellular component: membrane; cytoplasm. Lineage: Eukaryota; Viridiplantae; Streptophyta; Magnoliopsida; Malpighiales; Salicaceae. The record is from RefSeq and is a predicted model, not a curated record. The transcript is spliced from 8 exons.
UUAACCCCCUUUCAAUUCCACUACGUUAACAAAACAAACAAACAAAAGCAGAGACAAAACAGAGUUGAGGCGGCAAGUGUGUCACCCUCUCACUCGAAAGCCAAAGUCUUUUUAGCUAAAUUCUUCUCCACUGUUUAAAACUUCAUCAAUAGCCAAAAACCCUACCUUUUGAAAGCCAAUCUUUAACCAAAAACCCCCACCUUUAAACCCUCAAAAGAAAAACCACAAAAAACCCAAUCUUUUUCAUUCCAAGCAAAAAUGGUGCAAAACCCAGUAUGUUUCACUCGCAAAGCUUCACUCUUAUACCGUUUCGUAGGGUUUUCACCUAAACCCACUUCUCAUUUUAGCCUAAGAACUCAGCUUUCGUUAAACCCUGCUCAGAUAACUGGAUUCAGGGCAUGUUCGUCUUCUUCUCUGUUUUCAAAUUCUAGUCAUGGAGCUGUGUUUAAGGACAUGGGUGGUUCUAAAAUUGGAUAUAGGCAAUUGGGUUUUGAUCAAUUUCGUGUCUUGGCUGUUUCUGGUGGUGGCUCUGGUGGUUCUGGUGGGCUUGGAGGCUCUUCUGGUGGAGGAGGAGGUCAAGGUGGUGGUGCUAGUGGUGGUUCUGGUUCAGGUGGAAAUAGAAACUGGUCCUUCCUUUCAUGGUAUUUGAAUCUUCUAGCAAAGUACCCUGUGUUGACUAAAGCUGUUACUUCUGCAAUAUUGACUCUUAUGGGGGAUUUGAUCUGCCAGCUUGUGAUUGAUCAAGCUCCAUCCCUAGACCUGAAAAGAACAUUUGUAUUUACUUUCUUGGGGCUGGUACUGGUGGGUCCCACGUUGCAUUUCUGGUACUUAUAUUUGAGUAAAUUGGUAACAUUGCCUGGAGCAUCCGGUGCAUUAUUGCGCCUUUUAGUGGAUCAGUUUGUAUUUUCUCCUAUAUUCAUUGGAGUCUUCUUGUCAACAUUGGUGACGUUAGAGGGAAGGCCAUCAGAAGUCUUACCUAAGCUUCAGCAGGAGUGGUUUUCUGCUGUUCUUGCAAAUUGGCAACUUUGGAUACCAUUUCAGUUUCUAAACUUCCGUUUUGUCCCUCAGCCAUUUCAGGUUCUUGCUGCUAAUGUCAUCGCUUUAGUCUGGAAUGUGAUUCUCUCAUUCAAAGCUCACAAAGAGGUUCUCUCGAAAUAGCUUGUUGCUUCUCAGGUGAAAUGAUCACUAAAGCAAUGGUUGUAGAGAUGGAUUUGAAGAAAGACAUCUUGGAUUCUUGUACACAUGCGGGAACGGUUCUUGCUUAGAUCUGCUUCAUUCAAGAGUGUGGCUGCCUUGAACUGUUCCAGUAUAUGGAACCUCUUUCACUAACCCUUUUACCCUUACCCCUUGUGUAUUUAUGAUUUGCAAAUUUGUGAACUUUGGUUAAAACCUUAUUUCAGAUUGAAUGCUCAUUAGGCUUAGCUCCAUCUUCACUAAGGGGUAUAAAGUGCUGGAUUGGAAACAACAA